AUGGAAGCUCGUAACCUCGAUCAUAGAAGGAACAACUUCAAGGGAAAGUCCUCUUUCUCUGCUCAAGAGCUUCGACGAAGAAGAGAGGAACAACAAGUAGAAAUCCGACGUCAAAAAAGAGAAGAAUCCAUCGCCAAGAGACGUAACUUGCAACCGAUCUCAGCUGAUGAUGGUAUCGAAUCGGAUGAUGAGACGGGCGUAGAUGUUGGUUCCCUCGCUGAUACCCUCCCUGGAAUGCUCCAAGCUGUUUACAGCGAUGAUCAAGAAGCUCAGUUGGAUGCUACCACCAAAUUCAGAAAGCUGUUGUCAAAGGAGAAGAAUCCACCUAUCGACAGAGUGAUUCAAUGUGGUGUAGUACCUCGAUUCGUAGAAUUCCUGUCUAGCAACAACACAAUGAUCCAAUUUGAGGCUGCCUGGGCUUUGACCAACAUCGCUUCCGGAACUUCUGAGCACACACAAGUCGUCAUCCAAGCUGGCGCUGUACCAUACUUCAUCCGCCUCCUCUCUUCCAGCGUGCUCGACGUUCGAGAGCAAGCUGUAUGGGCUCUCGGUAACAUCGCUGGUGACUCACCCAAAUGUCGAGAUCACGUCCUCGGCCAAGGCGCUCUCCAACCUCUCCUUGUCCUUCUCAACGAGAACCACAAGUUAUCAAUGCUCAGAAAUGCUACUUGGACAUUGAGCAACUUCUGUAGAGGAAAGAACCCUCAACCAGAAUGGGAAUUAAUCUCGCCCGCUCUUACCGUCCUUACCAAGCUCAUCUACUCCCUUGACGAUGAAGUCCUCAUCGAUGCUUGUUGGGCUAUCUCCUACCUUUCCGACGGUACAAACGAUAAAAUCCAAGCUGUUAUCGAAAGUGGAGUUUGUAGACGAUUGGUGGACUUGCUCAUGCACCCCUCCACUGCUGUUCAGACCCCCGCUCUUCGAUCUGUAGGAAACAUCGUCACUGGUGACGACCUCCAAACCCAAGUUGUCAUCUCAUCAGGUGCUCUUCCCGCUCUUCUCAGCUUGCUCUCAUCUCCCAAAGAAGGUAUCAGGAAGGAAGCCUGCUGGACUAUCUCAAACAUCACUGCUGGUUCGCCCAUGCAGAUCCAAGCUAUCAUCGAUGCCAACCUUGUCCCUCCCCUUGUCAACAUCCUUGCUAACGCUGAUUUCAAGACCAAGAAAGAAGCCUGUUGGGCCAUCUCCAACGCGACCUCAGGUGGUCUGCAAGAACCUAACCAAAUUCGAUACCUCGUCUCACAAGGCUGUAUCAAACCUAUGUGUGAUCUCCUCACUUCGAUGGACAACAAAAUAAUCCAAGUUGCCCUUGACGGUCUCGAGAACAUCUUGAAAGUUGGUGAUGUCGACAAAGAAGCUCAAGGUCCAGGUGGAGUCAACAAGUACGCUCAGUACAUCGAAGAAGCCGGUGGUAUGGUUAACAUCCACAACUUGCAACAUCACGAGAACUUGGAAAUUUAUAAGAAAUGUUUCUACAUCAUGGAUAAAUUCUUCCCCGACGAAGAUGAGGAAGAAGCCGAUGCUGCUGCACCAGCUGUCGACGCUUCGGGUCAAUACGCCUUCCAAUCUGAUGUUGCCGCUCCUCAAGGUGGUUUCAACUUUGGCCAGUAA
Molecule: messenger RNA, 1608 nt
Organism: Kwoniella botswanensis
Lineage: Eukaryota; Fungi; Basidiomycota; Tremellomycetes; Tremellales; Cryptococcaceae
Exons: 12
Coding region: 1-1608 (535 amino acids)
Biological process (GO): NLS-bearing protein import into nucleus
Cellular component (GO): nucleoplasm; cytoplasm; nucleus
Molecular function (GO): nuclear import signal receptor activity; protein binding
Source: RefSeq, a predicted model, not a curated record